This is a messenger RNA of Saccoglossus kowalevskii, 1677 nucleotides long. RefSeq names its product prostatic acid phosphatase-like. Gene Ontology annotation, molecular function: phosphatase activity. NCBI's taxonomy places the organism in Eukaryota, Metazoa, Hemichordata, Enteropneusta, Harrimaniidae. Gene Ontology annotation, biological process: dephosphorylation. The record is from RefSeq and is a predicted model, not a curated record.
AUUAGAUAACAGUGAGCAAUGGCUGCUUCUGUGGUGUACGAAUGGCUCGUCGUUAUGUUUUAUGCAAGUGUAUCAGUGUGUGGAUCAGAAAGAGCUUUGCAAAUGGUUCACGUGGUAUAUCGCCAUGGUAACCGGUCUCCAAUGCACAGCUAUCCAACAGAUCCAUAUACGUCAAGUGAUUGGCCCCAAGGAUUACAACAGCUUUCAGCUAGCGGCAAAUUACAGCAUUAUCUUCUUGGUCAGUGGUUACAAAAAAGAUACGCAACUAAUGACAAAUUUUUGAAUUCCACUUACCUUCGAAAUGAGAUCUAUGUACGCAGUACUGAUAUUGACAGGACGCUGAUGUCUGCUGAAUGCAACCUGGCUGGGUUUUAUCCCCCAAAUGGUAAACAAAAAUGGUCUUCAAACAAUAAGUUACCAUGGCAACCAAUACCAAUUCACACAGUAGCAGAAGCGGAUGAUAAAGUUCUGGGAUUUAGUUCGUGUCCUAAACUUAAAAAGGAUAUCGAAUCAUUAAUGAAUAGUGAUGUUUUUAAAACAUACUGUGAAAAAAAUAAGGACUUUAUGGACUUUGUGAGAAAUAGAACCGGUUUAGUGAAUGGAACCUUCCAUGACCUGCAGCAUGUUGCAGAUGCAGUGUGGUUUGAGAGAGUGGAUAAUAAGACUCUUCCAUCAUGGAUUAAUGACACAGUGUUUGGUAAAUUAAUAGAUCUCAUUAACUUUGGUUAUACAAUAAACCACAAUGCUAGCAAUGUUGAAAUGACGAGACUAUUCGGAGGCUGCUGCACAUCUGACCCGUCAGGCUGCUGCACAUCAGACCCGUCAGGCUGCUGCACAUCUGACCCGUCAGGCUGCUGCAAAUCUGACCCGUCAGGCUGCUGCACAUUUGACUUCUUAGACUGCUGCACAUCUGACCCAUCAGUCUGCUGCACAUCUGAUCCAUCAGUCUGCUGCACAUCUGACCAGUCAGUCUUCUGCGUAUCUAAACUGUCAAACUGCUGCACAUCUGACCAUCAGACUGCUGCACAUCUGACCCGUCAGACUGCUGCACAUCACCCAUCAGACUGCUGUAUUUUAGUGGAUGAAAUAACCAAACACAUGGUAUCAAAAGCAGAGGCACCACAGAAUGCAACAUAUAAAAUGUAUAUGUAUUCAGGGCAUGAUACAACAAUGGCUUCAGUGAUGGCUGCGGUCGGGGUUUUCAAUGACCUGUGGCCUCCAACUGCGUCCUGUCUCAUGGUAGAAUUAUACAAAGAAACUGGCAAAAAAAGGGAACGCCGUCAUGGAGGACACGAAAAAAUAGAAAUACCUGUUUUUAAUGGGACUUAUACAAUUGAUGUAUAUUACUAUAACAACACACAAAGGGAGCCUUAUCAAUUACAAAUAACAGGCUGUGAUAAAAGCUGUCCUCUUGAGGAUUUUUUAAAAUUAAGCUCAAAGGUGAGGCUAACUGAAGAAGAAUGGACUGAGGAAUGUGGUGGUGAGACUGGUAUCCAUCCUCACUCACAUGGUACAAUAAUAGAUUACUGGGAUCUGCAUUUCAAUAUAGGGAGUAUAAUUGCUGGUAUAGCUCUUAUAUUUGUGAUGAUAUUAUUUGUUGUUCUUUGCUGUGGUGUACUAAUUGAUCCACUCAAAGGAAAAAGGAAAAGACAGUCACUUGAUUCCAUGGAACUUUGA